ACCGGCCGCUGAGCGAUGGAAGCGUCACUUCCGGCGCAGGCGACGGACCGGCGGAAGAUGGCGACGGAAAAGCAGAAGGCGGAGGGCGGGCGGGUGAAGAUCGGACAUUAUCGGCUUGGCGACACACUUGGUGUCGGCACCUUCGGCAAGGUGAAGGUGGGGAUGCACGAGCUGACACAGCACAAGGUGGCGGUGAAGAUCCUAAACCGCCAGAAGAUCCGCAGCCUGGAUGUUGUUGGCAAAAUCCGACGUGAGAUCCAGAACCUCAAACUCUUCAGACACCCACACAUCAUCAAACUGUAUCAAGUGAUCAGUACUCCAACGGACAUAUUCAUGGUGAUGGAAUAUGUGUCAGGUGGAGAGCUCUUCGAUUACAUCUGUAAGAACGGCAAGCUGGACGAAAAGGAGAGCCGACGCCUCUUCCAGCAGAUCAUUUCAGCGGUGGACUACUGCCACCGGCACAUGGUGGUACACCGGGACCUGAAGCCGGAGAACGUACUGCUGGAUGCACAGAUGAAUGCCAAAAUUGCUGACUUUGGCCUCUCGAACAUGAUGUCUGAUGGAGAAUUCCUGAGAACCAGCUGUGGCUCACCCAACUAUGCUGCGCCGGAGGUCAUAUCCGGAAGGCUGUACGCCGGUCCAGAGGUGGAUAUAUGGAGUUGCGGCGUAAUACUCUACGCCCUACUGUGCGGCACCCUGCCAUUUGACGAUGACCACGUUCCCAUGCUCUUCAAGAAGAUCUGUGACGGCAUCUUCUACACACCGCAGUACCUGAACCCUUCCGUCAUCAGCCUCCUGAAGCACAUGCUACAGGUCGACCCCAUGAAGAGGACCACCAUCAAGGACAUCCGGGAACACGAGUGGUUUAAGGUGGACCUUCCCAAGUACCUGUUCCCGGAGGACCCAGCAUAUAGCAGCAGUAUGAUCGAUGAUGAGGCACUGCGUGAGGUGUGCGAGAAGUUUGAGUGUGCAGAGGAGGAGGUGCUGAACUGUCUGUACAGCCGGAACCAUCAGGAUCCCCUGGCCGUCGCCUACCACCUCAUUAUUGACAACCGGCGCAUCAUGAGCGAGGCCCGCGACUUCUACCUGGCCUCCAGCCCACCUGAUGGCGCCUCCUUUCUGGAUGAGCAGCAGUGCACGGCUCGGGUCCACCCUGAACGCAUGCCCUUUCUGGUGGCGGAGGCCGGACCCAGGCCCCGGCAUACCCUAGACGAGCUGAACCCCCAGAGGGCCAAGCACCCUGGGGUUCGCCGUGCCAAGUGGCAUCUGGGCAUUCGCAGCCAGAGCCGGCCCAAUGACAUCAUGGCCGAGGUGUGCCGUGCCAUGAAGCAGCUCGGGUACCAGUGGAAGGUAGUGAACCCUUAUCACUUGCGAGUUCGUAGGGAGAACUCCAUGACGGGAACCUACUCCAAGAUGAGUCUCCAACUGUACCAGGUGGACAAUCGGACGUACUUGGUGGACUUCCGCAGUAUUGAUGCAGAUGAGGUGAUCGAACCGCGGUCUGGCCAAUCGACCCCCCACCGCUCGGAAUCCAUCAGUAGCCAGCAACACUCCAGCUUGAGGAGUGAUUCGGACUCAGAGUCGACGGGCAGGUGCGCAGACCCAGCCACGUUCUCACUGGGAGAAAUUGGCACCUCCACCGAGCUGAACCACAGGGCUGGCAGCCAUGUCAUCGAGUUCUUUGAGAUGUGCGCCAACCUGAUCAAACUACUGGCCCGAUAAUGGAUGCUCGCCUCCUCUUCCAUGUGCACGGCGCCACGGAAAAUCAGUUAAAUGCCGCGAAACAUCUUGCUCAGAACCUUUAGCUCCCUUUGUGCCAGGCGCUCAAGGGUGCUGUGAACCAGGAGAGAGUCCCUGUAACUAGUAUUCUUUCCUUCUCUCUGUGUGCCGUGCCCUAGCCCUCUCUGCCGCCUGCCUGUGCGUCUGUAGUAGUGGCUGUUGUGAAAUUAAUUGCUUCGCUGAUAAGUCUCUCAUUACAGCCAAGGCAGUGUGUGUGUUGGGUUGGACCCCAGUCAGUGUUUGUACUCCCUCCUUCCUGACUGUGGUGACCAGCAUCUAGACACUGAUGUGAAUCUAUUGUCAUAUCUACUUACGCUGGCAACUGGACGGGAAACUCUUGGUGUAAGGGCCAGUGCUGGGUGAGGACAGUCAUGUAAUAGUCUUAGAGAACUACAGCACAGAACAGGCCCUUUGGCCCAUCUAGUCUGUGUGGUUCUGCCUACUCCCUUGAUCUGUACCUGGACCAUAACCCUCCCAUCCAUGUACUAAUCCAAACUUCUCUUCAGUGCUGCCUUUGAACUUGCAUCCAUCACUUCUACUGGCAGACAAUACUUCAAGUGUGGCCUGACUAGUGUCUUAUCAAGCUUCAGCAUAUCUCCUUGUGGACAUUGUGGGUCUUGGGAGAGUAAAUCCCAGUCUGGGAACACUGACAAGCUGAUUCUUGUUACAAAGCCAUCAACAUGCUAAAUGUGUCUCACCCUGCGAGUGUGUGAUGGGAUAGUGUAGAGGGAGUUUCACUCUGUGUCUGACCCUGGGAGUGUGUGAUGGGACAGUGUAGAGGGAGUUUCACUCUGUGUCUGACCCUGCGAGUGUGUGAUGGGACAGUGUAGAGGGAGUUUCACUCUGUGUCUGACCCCGGGAGUGUGUGAUGGGACAGUGAGAGAGUUUCACUCUGUGUCUGACCCUGGGAGUGUGUGAUUGGAUGGUGCAGAGGGAGCUUCACUCUGUGUCUGAUCCCCCCCCCCCCCUUUUUUAUAUAUACAAAAUUUCUUUAUUACAAAUUCGGUGCUAUAUAUACAAAACAGUGACGAACACAACUACUUCACUACAAAUAGACAAUAGAAGUUAAAUCAAAAUGUUUCUAUCUCUAUCUAUGAUGGCAAUUACACCCCGCAAAGCCCAAUGGUCCCAGAGCGUCUCUAAGGUCGCCGUGGACAGCACAUGUUCCUUUUCAAUAUUUACCAGGCACGAACAUACCCCUUAAACAUUGCCAGGCAGUCUGCCCAGGGAGAUCCUCCCGCCACCCGUUUCCAAGUCCCAUGGAUGGCUGUUUUCGCCAGCCCCAGGAGCAAGUUGACAAGGACAUCCUCAUCCCUCCAUGCCCCACCCUCCUUACUGGAUGACCAUAUAUAAAUAGGGUGGGGCUAAAAUGCAACCAGAAGGCGAGAAGCAGCCCACACAGAUACGCAAAAAGGGGCUGCAGCCUCGCACACCCCAUGUACAUGUGUUACACGGUCUCCUUUAGCCCACAGAAGGUGGCAUGCGGGUGGGAGAUCGGUGAGCAAACUAAAGAAUUUAUUACAAGGCACCACCCUAUGCAGCAGCCUCCAUCACAGAUCCCCAAGGUGCAAGCGAAGAACCCCCUCAUAAAGGGACUUCCACUGGAGACCUCCCUCACCUCCAGGUGGAAAGACCUACCACCAUAGCGUUUGGGGAUGGUGGACAAGGGCAAGGAAGUAGAGGGUGUGGAGCAGCAGCCCAUAUAGAUACCUCCUUCCUGCAUCCCUGAAUGGGAUUGUGGGUGUCGAGGAGAGACGGCUCAAGUUGUGUGGACUCGGCUCUUGGACAAGAUUGCGGGGCCUGGGCCCAACAAGCAGCUCAGCCUGAGUCGGUCCACUCACCUGAGCUGCACUGACAUCCGUUGAGGUAGGGCAAGGAUCGGCCAGGACUCCACCCUCUACCAGAGGAGGGAACUCCCGGUCUGAGGCAACCAUGUUCUAGACUCUCAGUAGGUCCUGAUAGAAGCUGGGCAGACUCCACAAAGCAGCAUGGCUGACAUCCACCAAUGGUAGCCACAUAUCUUUGUGAAGAUAGCAGCCCCUCCAGAGGAAGAAUGUUGCCAACACGUGUCACUUGGGAGGGUGCUCGGCGUCCAGGAAUCUCUGCAGAGUCCUGAGUCGGAGAGCCGCCAGUCAUGUACGUACGCACACCUGCGACUGUCCGCCCUCUCCCACUGGGAGACUCGACCACUGAGGAGACUCAGUGUUUCCUGUUACCUCAGAAGAAGUUCACUAAUUUCCUCUGCAUUCUCGCAACAGAAGGGGCAGGAGGGGCCAAGGUGACCAUCCGGUACCACAACAUGGAGGCCACCAACUGGUUUAUGACCACCACCCUGCCUCAAUAGGAAAGCACCCUGAGAAGGCCUGACCAGCGCCGCAGCCGGGCCAUGACUUUCGUCUCCAGGUCCUGCCAGUUCGCCAGUCAGGUCUUCCUGGAAGGACUAAGGUAGACUCCCAGAUAGAGAAAACAUCUGGUGCUCCACUCAAAAGGUCUCAUCUCCUCUGGCAGGGAGACCAUCUGCCACUGACCCACUAAGAGUCUGGAAAAUUUCGCCCGGUUGAUCCUAGUGGAGGAUGCCGGCAAGAAAACUUUUUGGCACUCGAGCAUCCUUCACAGGUCACUGGGAUCUGUCACCAUGAGGAGUACGUCGUCAGUGUAGGCCGAGACGACGACCUCCAUGUCUGGUUCAUGCAGAACCAGACCCCCCGUCAGCCUUUGCCAAAGAAGGCUCAGGAAUGGCUCGACACAGAUCACAUACAAUUUACCAGACAUAGGGCACCCCGAAGAAGAAAGACAUCUCCGAGUGGAGUCAUCAGGACGCUGUCAUGACCGUUUUUUAGCAGACUUUCUUAUUUUUACGAGGUCGAGUUGCUAUCUCGACACUCAACCGUUUGGAUUCGAACUCGGGAGCCUUUGCUCCGAAGUCCAGUGCUGAUGCCACUACGCCAUCAGCCUGCUGCACCUGGUAUUCCCAGGUGGUCUCCCAUCAAAGUACUAACCUGGCCUUAGCCUGCUUAGCUUCCGAGAUCAGAUGAGAUCAGGCAUUUUCGGGCUAGUAUAGCCUGACCUUGGGAGUGUGAGAUGGGACAGUGUAGAGGGAGUUUCACUCUGUGUCUGACCCCGGGAGUGUGUGAUGGGACAGUGUAGAGGGAGUUUCACUCUGUGUCUGACCCAGGGAGUGAGUGUUGGGACAGUGUAGAGGGAGUUUCACUCUGUGUCUGACCCAGGGAGUGUGUGAUGAGACAGUGUAGAGGGAGCUUCACUCUGUGUCUGACCCUGGGAGUGUGUGUUGGGACGGUGUAGAGCAGGGGUUACCAACCUUUUUUGUGCCAUGGAGCCUUAUCAUUAACUGAGAAUUCUCUGGACACAGGUUGGGAACCCCUGCUCUGAACAAUUCCUGUCCAAAUUUCUUUUAAAUAUUGUGAAUGUACUGUCCAUGUAUCGAGCCCUUCUUCUGGCAGCUCAUUCUGUAUCCCCACUGUAGAGAACAUUUGUCCUCAAGGCUCCCUUUAAAUCUUUUCUCUCUCACCUUAAACCUGUGCACCGUCCCCACAAAAAUACACCCCCUCUUCCCACCAAAGAAAGCGAAUGCACAGCUGUGGCUCCCUGCACCUCUUCUCGGCUCCACACUGGAAAAUCAGGAAUGGCUGACUCCUGCUAAUUAAUCUUCCCAGUCAACCUCCGUGCUGCCUCUGUCUGGGCAGUGUGUGAUGGGACAGUGUAGAUGAAGCUUCAUGUGAAUCAAAAUCCAGUUUAAUAUCUCUGGCAUAUGUCUGAAAUUAUGUUGACUUGUGACAGCAGUACAGUGCAAUACACAAUAUUUUUAAAACUAUUAAUAAAUAUAUAUAAAUAUUUAAAUUAAUUAAGUCAUGCAUAAAGAGAAGGAAAAGAUAGUGAGGUAGUCUUCAUGGGCCUUUCAGAAAUCUGAUGGUGGAGAGGAAGAAGCUGUUCCUCAGACACUGUGUGUGUGUCUUCAGGCUCCUGUUCCUUCUCCUUGAUGGUAACAAGGAGAAGAGGGCACGUCUUGGGUGAUGGGAGCUCUUAAUGAUGGAUGUCAUCUUUCUGAGGUACAUACCCACAACUCAUCCUAAUCCUACGUGUUUGAAGUGUAGGAGGAAGCCAGAGAACAACCAUGCACACUGGGAGAAUGUACAAACUGCUAAUAGACAGCGGGGCAAUUGAAGCCCAAUUUUACAGCUGGCUCUUUAAAUUGUUAUGCUACUGUGCCGUUAAAUUUCUAUCAUGUUAAUGAGGGUGCAGUGAAGCACAGUCUGCUCCAUCAACUUGCUAAUGUGUGAGCACAGGAAUUGGCCAUGGUGAAGAGGCUGAGGGUAGCUUGUCCCUAUGCUGCUAACUCAGGAGAGAAGCAGGAAUACGUUGAGGAAGGUGAUCAAUUUCCCGUGUUUGGAGGCUGCUGAUCACUGAUGAUAGGGAGAACAUACACUUUCUGCUGGAAUUGUGAGUGGGAAAAUCAUAAACAGAAAUCUCCGAGACUUGGAUGCAAUCCAGGGUAUUUUCGGAUCUCUAGCUGUUUUGUUUUUGGAAGUAUUAGGAAUUUGUCCCGGUGUGAGCCAGCCCUACCAAAGGGAAGGGAACAUUGCCACUGAGUGCACUGAAUCAGCAAACCCUUUUUGUAUUCUGCAUACGUCUAAUUUUGUAGUUUUUACUUUCUAGGCAUUGUCUACACUGAUCUGUAAUUCAGUACUGAAUAUAGUAAUGUCUCUUGCCACAUCACGGCUUUCAUAAAGGAUUAAAUCAAUAAAUGCAAAUAAUUUUGUAAAAAAAUAAAUGGUGAUUUUGCAAUCAA
This is a messenger RNA of Hypanus sabinus (Atlantic stingray), 6586 nucleotides long. Its product is annotated as 5'-AMP-activated protein kinase catalytic subunit alpha-1-like. Gene Ontology annotation, cellular component: cytoplasm. Gene Ontology annotation, biological process: protein phosphorylation; intracellular signal transduction. Bases 16 to 1722 code for a protein of 568 amino acids. The transcript has 9 exons. Gene Ontology annotation, molecular function: protein serine/threonine kinase activity; ATP binding. NCBI's taxonomy places the organism in Eukaryota, Metazoa, Chordata, Chondrichthyes, Myliobatiformes, Dasyatidae. The record is from RefSeq and is a predicted model, not a curated record.